AUGGCGGCCCAUGGCUUUUGGCCCCCUCCUCCCCUCCCACCGCUGUCCCAGCCCUGCUCAGGGGACCAAGGUCACAAUCUGCAGAUAAUCCGUGUGCAGUCCCCAGAAGGGGUGAAGCGCAUCACAGCCACAAAGCGAGAAACCGUGGCAACGUUCCUCAAGAAGGUUGCGAAAGAGUUUGGUUUCAGGAAUAAUGGGUUUUCUGUCUACACCAAUAGAAACAGGACAGGAGAGAUCACAGCAUCGCAAAACAAAUCUCUCAACUUACUGAAAAUCAAGCAUGGCGAUAUGCUGUUUCUCUACCCUUCGAGCCCUGCUGGCUCUUCCUCAGAGACCAUGGACACCUCUGUCUCCCAAGGCUUGCGAGCUGUGGGGGCCCCCCAGGUGGUAGAAGAUGAGAUCGACCAGUAUCUGAUCAAACAGGAUGGAAAGAUUUACCGAAGUCGAGACCAGCAGCUGUGUCGCCAUGGCCCCUUGGGUAAAUGUGUGCAUUGUGUACCACUAGAGCCUUUUGAUGAGGAUUAUUUGAACCAUCUGGAACCUCCUGUGAAGCAUAUGUCUUUCCAUGCCUACAUCAGGAAGCUGACCGGAGGGGCAGACAAGGGGAAAUUUGUUGCCCUAGAAAACAUCAGCUGCAAGAUUAAAUCGGGCUGUGAAGGGCACCCUCCUUGGCCAGAGGGCAUUUGCACAAAGUGUCAACCGAGCGCCAUCACUCUCAAUAGACAGAAAUACAGGCAUGUUGACAACAUCAUGUUUGAGAACCACACAAUUGCAGAUCGCUUCCUAGACUUCUGGCGGAAGACAGGAAACCAACAUCUUGGAUAUUUAUAUGGCCGAUACACAGAGCACAAAGACAUCCCUCUGGGGAUCCGGGCGGAGGUUGCUGCCAUCUAUGAACCCCCACAGAUUGGUACUCAGAACAGCCUGGAGAUCCUGGAAGAUCCAAAAGCAGAGGUUGUGGAUGAGAUUGCUUCAAAGCUUGGACUGAGAAAGGUUGGCUGGAUAUUUACUGAUCUGGUCUCUGAAGACACGCGGAAAGGGACCGUUCGAUACAGCCGAAACAAGGACACUUAUUAUCUAAGUGCAGAAGAGUGCAUCACGGCUGGAAACUUUCAGAACCAGCAGCCCAACAUCUGUCGGCUUUCUCCAGAUGGUCAUUUUGGAUCCAAGUUUGUCACAGUUGUGGCUACAGGUGGUCCCGACAACCAGGUCCACUUUGAAGGGUACCAGGUCUCAAAUCAGUGCAUGGCACUGGUUCGAGAUGAGUGUUUGCUGCCCUGCCGAGAUGCACCGGAGUUGGGCUAUGCAAAGGAGUCCAGUAGCGAGCAGUAUGUGCCUGAUGUGUUCUAUAAGGACAUAGACAAAUUUGGCAAUGAGAUCACGCAGCUGGCUCGCCCGCUCCCCGUUGAGUACCUAAUCAUAGACAUUACUACAACUUUCCCCAAGGAUCCAGUCUACACUUUUUCUAUUUCUCAAAAUCCGUUCCCCAUCGAGAACCGUGAUGUGCUGGGAGAAACUCAGGACUUCCACAGCUUGGCCACGUACCUGUCCCAAAACACUUCCUCGGUUUUCCUAGACAUCGUUUCGGAUUUCCAUCUGCUCCUCUUCCUGGUCACAAAUGAGGUCAUGCCUCUGCGGGACAGCAUCAGCUUGUUGCUAGAGGCCGUGAGGACCAAGAACGAGGAGCUCGCACAGACCUGGAAGAAAUCUGAGCAGUGGGCCACCAUUGAGCAGCUCUGCAGCACAGUCGGUGUCCAGAUCUCAGGACUACACGAGUAUGGUGCCAUGGGCGGCUCGACGCACGCCGUGUCGGCGGCCAUGUGGGCUUGCCAGCACUGCACCUUCAUGAACCAGCCGGGCACGGACCACUGCGAGAUGUGCAGCCUGCCCCGGACCUAACCCUGCCAGCCCGGGGGCAGACUCCAAUACAGAGCAAACCCUU
Molecule: messenger RNA, 1942 nt
Organism: Struthio camelus australis
Lineage: Eukaryota; Metazoa; Chordata; Aves; Struthioniformes; Struthionidae
Source: RefSeq, a predicted model, not a curated record